Messenger RNA from Cyprinodon variegatus (sheepshead minnow), 1428 nucleotides. RefSeq names its product 26S proteasome non-ATPase regulatory subunit 4-like. Gene Ontology annotation, biological process: proteasome-mediated ubiquitin-dependent protein catabolic process. Gene Ontology annotation, cellular component: proteasome regulatory particle, base subcomplex; cytosol; nucleus. The record is from RefSeq and is a predicted model, not a curated record. NCBI's taxonomy places the organism in Eukaryota, Metazoa, Chordata, Actinopteri, Cyprinodontiformes, Cyprinodontidae. The transcript has 10 exons. The coding region runs from base 61 to 1188 and encodes 375 amino acids. Gene Ontology annotation, molecular function: polyubiquitin modification-dependent protein binding.
AGGAGACUUCAUUACCCAGUUAACACAUCGCGCUGACGUAGCUACGUAGACGUUUCCAAGAUGGUGCUUGAAAGUACUAUGGUCUGUGUGGACAACAGUGAGUACAUGCGAAAUGGAGAUUUUCUGCCCACCAGGCUGCAGGCUCAGCAGGAUGCAGUUAAUAUUGUUUGUCACUCCAAGACCCGCAGCAACCCUGAAAAUAACGUGGGCCUCAUCACCAUGGCAAACAACUGUGAAGUACUGACCACCCUGACUCCAGACACAGGGAGGAUACUAUCCAAGCUACAUGCUGUGCAGCCUCGAGGAAACAUUAGUUUUUGCACCGGCAUCAGAGUAGCACAUCUGGCACUGAAGCACAGACAGGGUAAAAACCACAAGAUGCGUAUUAUUGCAUUUGUAGGCAGCCCAGUGGAGGACAACGAAAAAGAACUGGUCAAAAUGGCAAAGCGUUUGAAGAAAGAGAAAGUCAAUGUGGACAUCAUUAACUUUGGAGAGGAGGAGAUGAACACGGAGAAGCUAACAGCUUUCAUCAACACACUUAAUGGGAAAGAGGGAGCAGGCUCCCACCUGGUCACCGUACCUCCAGGGCCCAGCCUGGCAGAUGCCCUGCUUUCCUCCCCCAUCCUGGCAGGGGAAGGAGGCGCCGUGUUGGGUCUCGGUGCAAGCGACUUUGAGUUUGGGGUUGAUCCCAGUGCAGACCCGGAGCUGGCCCUGGCUCUUCGUGUCUCCAUGGAGGAACAGAGACAAAGACAAGAGGAUGAAGCUCGCAGAGCAGCUGUUGCAUCAGCGGCUGAAGCCAACAUUUCCUCCCCUGUAGCAGAUGAGUCCGAGGAUGCCCUGUUGAAGAUGUCUGUUUCACAUGCAGACUCAGCUGCACCUGCUCUGCCAGACUUCAGUCGCAUGACGGAGGAGGAACAGAUCGCCUAUGCUCUGCAGAUGUCCAUGCAGGGAGCAGGAGAAGAGUUUGUGGCUGAGGAGAUGGACACAGGUGCUGAUGUGGAUUCCAGUGAGGCGAAGGAUGAAGAGGACUAUGAUGUAAUGCAGGAUCCGGAGUUCCUGCAGAGUGUUUUAGAGAACCUCCCCGGGGUUGAUCCCAACAAUGAGGCCAUCCGGAACGCCAUGGGCUCUCUGGCUUCCCAAACAGGCUCCAAGUCUGACACCAAGAAGGAUGAGGAGAAAAAGAAAUGAGCUGUAGAAUAUAAAGGAGUUACUAUACUGUGUGACAAGACAUACGAAAGUUGCUCUGCAUGAUUUCCACUUAUAUUGCGUGUAAACCCAGCCUUUUUUUUCUUUGUAUAAAAUAUUAAGUCUUCAUCUUUUCUGUUUCUAGUUCUGAUUUUCAUCUAAUUUGUUUUUGUUUAUUUUUCCUUUUUGUAAUAAACCUCCUCACCUACAUAAACCAGUUCUUUAAUAAAUUUACAGAACAGA